This is a messenger RNA of Melampsora larici-populina 98AG31, 2858 nucleotides long. RefSeq lists its product as uncharacterized. Gene Ontology annotation, molecular function: hydrolase activity. The transcript is spliced from 9 exons. The coding region runs from base 1 to 2430 and encodes 809 amino acids. NCBI's taxonomy places the organism in Eukaryota, Fungi, Basidiomycota, Pucciniomycetes, Pucciniales, Melampsoraceae. The record is from RefSeq and is a predicted model, not a curated record.
AUGAUUUUCGGGGAGAUUGUAAAUGAGGGGUGUGGUGAUCUCAAAGCAAUCGAAGCUGGGAAGUUGCUGCUCAUUUCUUUCGAAAGGAUUUCCUGUUUAGAACCGAUAGCCGGGUUAAAAUUUCAGGGUGAUCGAGGUCAGACUGAAGAAAUAUUAAAGUCGAUUGUUGACAAUGAAUCCAUCAUUUCUUCCUCAACCUCUUUCAACUUCACCACUCGUAUGGCAUCCCCUCAUCAUGAACGAGAGCCUCUUCUGCCUUCAAAUCAACAAUCAACAUGUCAAAACCUUCAUCAGAAAGCCUCUCAGACAAUCUCGAAUUCAUUCAGAUAUCUCAAACUUCGACCAAGACCUCGUACCCUUCUCUUCACCUCUUUGCUGCUCAUCUCAUCUGCCAUCGUCUAUCUUUACGAUCGAUCCCAGAAACGCGAUUUAAUCGAUGAACUCGCCGAUACAAUUGAAAACCUUUCCACCUGCGCAUCUUGCAAAGCACUUCUGCUGCCUCUUGUCACUAUUGCUCAUCUCGGGGACCCGAAGUUCUUCUCAACGCUUGUCAGCUUUUGCACUGGUUUGGGUAUACAGGACCCAGAAGUCUGUCGGGGUGCCUUGGGCGCUCAAGCGCCGAUUAUCGCCCACUCGCUGCGGUCCAUGAGUCUAAGCGGGCAUACCUCGGACUUGUUUUGUGCGAAGACGUUUGGUUUAUGCGAGGACCCUCCUGUGCGCGAGUGGAAGGACAUCUCAUUGCCUCCACGGAAGCCUCAAACCAACCUAUCGAAAUUCUCCCUUCCUGUUCCAGAAAUACGCGCCUUUCCUCACACCGGCUCAACUCCCAUACACAACAAUCAAGCUUCAUCAUCAAAUUCAACAAUUGAAUCCGAAGACCAGACCUUGGAGACAAAGCCGUUCCAAGUUAUCCACCUCAGCGAUCUCCACAUUGAUCGUGAAUAUGCUAUUGGCGCGGAUUCGGUCUGUGACCGGAAUCUUUGUUGUAGACUCGAUCAACCUACCGAUAUACCAAAUAAAACCAUAUCCCCAGCUGGACCUUAUGGCAGUCACAAAUGUGAUUCGCCAGAGUCACUCUACAUCAGCAUGUUGCGGGCACUCAAAGACCAUGCUCCUGACGCAGAGUUCGUGGUACAUACUGGUGACAUGGUAGACCACGCUGUCUGGAACUCCGUCCGCAAGGAGGUCGAGGACGGUGUUGGGCAAGGACAUUCUCAAUAUCAUGCUUACUCCCAAACGCCCUUCUAUGGUGUAAUCGGAAAUCACGAUAUUGCCCCAACCAAUUCUUUCCCUCGCAAUACCACCAUCACCACCAUGUCGUCUCAGUGGGACUUGGAACUGUUUUCGGGCACAUGGCAAAAAUGGAUCGGCGAACAAAAUGCGCAAACAGUUGCGACGAUGUCCGGAUGCUAUAGUAUCAUUCAUCCUGGUACCAACCUCAAGAUAAUCUCUCUUAACACUGGGUUUUGGUACAAAGCUAACUUUUGGCUUUACGAUUCGGACGACUUUCAGCCCGAUCCCAAUGGCAUCCUUGCCUGGCUGAUAUCAGAACUCCAAGAUGCGGAAGACAAGGGACAGAAGGCCUGGAUCAUGGGACACCUCUCACCCGGAAAGUCAGAUUGUUUGCAAGAGCCUAGUCGGUAUCUCAACCAAAUCAUGCGGCGCUAUAAAGAUACCAUAUCUGCAUCCCUAUAUGGUCACACUCAUCGGUCCGAGUGGGAGAUCGUGUAUGAGGAUCCGUCGCAUCCUACGGCGGACACCGCGAUUGGAAUGAUAUAUAUCGGACCUGCCAUGACACCAGAAUCUGGCAACCCGGCUUUUAGGAUUUAUGAUGUCGACCCAGUAACCUAUCAAAUCCUCGAUUUUCAUGAAAUCAUCACCAAUCUUACCGAGCCCGGAUAUCAACUUCAUCCUCGUUGGUUUAAAUACUACUCAGCUCGAGAAGUCUAUGAGACACUUCUACUCAAUAACAACUUGCCCGGUUUACAGAACAAUCGAUCUCCGAUUGAUGGACCUUUUUGGCAUCGGGUCACUGAUAUCCUAGAACAGAGUUAUCCUGAGUUUGAGAAAUUUUAUCAUCGAUUGACAAGAGGGGCAGAUUUACAGGCGAUGGGAGAUUGGAAACCUUGUUACUCGGGAGCCUGUCGAAAGAAAUGGAUUCAAACCUUGAGAUCAUCACAAUCCGAAUUCAAUGGAUAUCCCAACCAUGUGGGAUUGAACAUUGAUUCUAUUGAAACUGAUGUUGCGCCAGCCCCCAAAGCAGGAUGGGGCUUGGAGCCCGGUGAACAUGAUGGUGAACAUACGUGUGGUGAUCUUGCAAGCCUGUAUAAGCAAGCCAAAGAAAAACUGGGACCCUUGCAUAAGCACAAGAAGGUUAAAAUACCCGCAAGUCUUAGGCACGAGCUUCGACAACAACUCCAUUCGCCUUAAUCAUCUCGGUUCAUUCUCAAAAUCCAUGAUGAUCAAAUGUUAACAGGAAUUUUGAUCCAACGUCAUGUUUGACAACUGCUUCUGAUUUUUCAUUUAUAGUACUCUUCAAUUUUUUGAGGAGUGGGAUUGUACGUUUUUAUCUAUCUAUCUAAUAUAUAUAUACAUAUCUCAUCCUUUUUUCAAUCAAGAUUUCAUUACAAUUGUAUAAAUUUCGUCUUGGGUUUGCAAUUCUUUGUUUCAUUGUAUAGGUUGUUGUGUUAUUGUUGUAUUUGAAAUGUAUUGUAAAGACGGCGGUGUGUUUUUGGAUAACAUAUCUUAUGAUUUUUCGUUUUUGAUCAAUCAAGUUAUAUACCUACAUCACACUUUCUCCUAUCAUUUUAGAUUUGUACAUACCUUUGCGAUGUUCAAUGAAGUGAUUACUAUCUCUU